AUGGUCAACCACAGGAUGCUUAAUGUAUUUGUGGAGAUAUGGCACACUAAGACCUCUUCAUUUCAUCUCCCGCUUGGUGAGAUGUUUAUCACACUCGACGAUGUGUCGUGUUUGUUUCAUAUUCCGAUCAAUGAGAAACUUAUAGAUCAUGGAAGGAUUACCAGAGAUGAGGCACUCGAGAUGAUGGUAGACUAUCUGGGAGUUGACCCAGAGGAUGCCAUGAGUGAGUUUGAAAACACCAUAAGGGCUCAUGCUAGGUUUGAAUUCUUGAAAAAGGUAUAUACAUAUGAUAUACUUAUAGCUGAUAAGGCUAUAGGCGAUGACGAACAGGAGGGGCUCUAUAGAACGUAUGCUAUGAGAGCAUACCUACUAUUUAAUUGGAACUGCGGUUUUUAUGGACGAUAG
Lathyrus oleraceus (garden pea) is the source of this 405-nucleotide messenger RNA. Its product is annotated as protein MAIN-LIKE 1-like. The record is from RefSeq and is a predicted model, not a curated record. Lineage: Eukaryota; Viridiplantae; Streptophyta; Magnoliopsida; Fabales; Fabaceae. The transcript has a single exon. Gene Ontology annotation, biological process: meristem maintenance; meristem development. Bases 1 to 405 code for a protein of 134 amino acids.